AUUUGAUUGCAGCAGAGUAGCGAAUCGAUAUCACAAUUCACCAUCAUUAUUAAUAGUGGAAGAUGCGCCUUCUUGAAAAUCGCAUGUAGAAUAUACAAUUUUCCUUAAACAGGUGCAUUCCUUCUGAUCUUGAAAACGGCUGAAUCGAGAGCGAUACCCACCGAAGCGAGACUUAUUUAGUGGAUCACGAAGCGAAGCCAUGGAGGAGCAAAAUAGCACCGCAGUUGAAGCGACGCAGUCACACGCUGUGUCACAGCAAAGCUCGUAUUUCUCAGAGAGUAAUGAACCUGCUGCUGACUUAGUAGGACAAGAGCUAGUAGAUGAAGACUACCUUGAAGGCCGAUUAGAGAUCGACGAGAAAAGAAAGAGAUUUGAUGAGACAUCUUGCACAGUCGAAGAAAAAGAGCUGUCCGAUCUGUUCAAGAAGGGAUUGCUUGAUGAUGGAAGCACCGGCCCCUUGAAGGGAGAUUUUACAUUGCACGAUCUUCCCCAGCUCACCGGUGACGAAGCAUGUAGCGUUCAGUGGACAACUUCAAAGCGAAAGCCAAAGGAGAAGGCGUCGAGAAGCGCCCAAAAGAACACCCAGCAGACGAGAGGCUUAACGGAUGAUGAACUGGCCAGCGUUCUACAGGCUUGUCCAGACUUGGAGAGCUUCAUCACCAAGUCGACUUAAAUAUUUCUAGUUUCUAUACAUCGCUUUCAUUACCAUACAUUAUUUUAGUUUUCCUCCCAGCCAGCGAGAACUUUUUCUAGCUGCUCAUGGCGAACCAAAGCCGUAUUGAAUGUCGGCUGUCCUUCCACCACACCGUCCGCAAACCUUUCAUAGAGAAGACCGACGCUUCUUCCUACUACUGGAAGCUCUUCUUGCCAGCUCUGCCAGCCCCAUUCAAUUUUCUGAACCUGGUCUGUGGCAAAGUCAUGAACCUCGAUGGUUACAGGGGCGUCGUAUGAAUUGGCGUGCAGAGAAGAUCCGCCAAAUGCUUGAAGUCGA
Trichoderma asperellum CBS 433.97 is the source of this 991-nucleotide messenger RNA. RefSeq lists its product as uncharacterized. The record is from RefSeq and is a predicted model, not a curated record. Lineage: Eukaryota; Fungi; Ascomycota; Sordariomycetes; Hypocreales; Hypocreaceae.